AUGACAGAGAAAAUUAAAUUCGUAGACUCUCACAACUUUGCUGGAUAUCUCAUUUAUCCUCCUGUUGCUCAUCAAGAAUUCAAAUCCAUGAUGCAAAGUAUCUCAUACCCAGAGAAGGAUGCGGCUGUCACACCACCGAUUGCGACUGAGUGGGAAAGUGACAUAACGAUGCAAUAUUCCAUACUGGCACCUGAAAAGAUGGAUGCUCUCAUAGAAGAACUUCAACAAACUACAAGGAAGCCUCCCCAAACAGUUCCUGUAAUAACUGAACCUCCAUCUGAAAGUGAUCCAGAUGACUCAGCCUACACUUUACUCCUAUGGAAGCAAAAAAGAAGAGAUCGAAGCGAGCUUGAGAAAGAUAACUCCGAUAACGAUUCAAAGAUAUUAGAGCUGCAAGUGAAUCUUGGUGGUCUAACUGCUCUAUUCUUUGACCUAAAACAGUGCCUAUAUCAAAAGUUUGGUGAUGAAUUUCAACCUUUUAGCACUGAAGGAGAAAAGAUCACUGCUUCUAGUUUAGGUCCCGCCAAUCCAACUUCACAGUCUUCAAGGGAAAGAUCUGUAAGACCUGCUCUAGAUGCUACCCUUUAUUCAUUCUUAUCUUCUGGUCCUAUUUCUGCUCAAGAAAGAAGAGAGAAGCAAAUUAGGGUUGAGCAGUUGAAAGGGAAAAUGCUCGUGAUGAAGACUUCAGAUCAAAAUGCUCCGGGUGAUCAUCCUGAAAUGUUUAUUAGGGAAACUAGGAAGAAGUUCAUAGUCAAAUAUGGUGAUCAUUCUGGUAUCAUGAUGUGGGGAUAUGAUGGUGAAAAGAAAAUGUGGACCGUGAUGCAAAAAAGCGGGCAAAUUGCAUUUUAUAAUAAUAAAGUCGACUUUUUGUCCUGGACAAAAGUUGAUCUUUUAGAACUUAUCCAUUUACCUUUCCACAAUCCAACCAAUGAUACCAUAGCAUGGUCUUUUAAGAAUUUUCUUGAGAUUAAAGCGAAAAAUAACUUUAAAGAUUUAAAGACUGCUUCAUCGUUUACUAAGAAGGCCAAGGGUUUCAUUGAUCCUUGCACAAACAAAACAUUGGUAAUUGUCACGUGGGCCAGAAAGCAAGAUAAAAGGAUUCCUCUUCCCAAACAUUUACCUAAAGGUACUUUGGAUACAAUAGAAUUUUGGGUUUAUGAUGAGCCUAGUGCUUCGCUGAAGAAAAACCAAUUUCGUAUUGUUGGUCGUAAAGAUUUGUUGAAGUUUGGAGAACGUGAUAUCCACAUUUUAUCAAACUUUCAGAUUUUCAUAGAGAAUGAACUUUUUGAAGCUGUCGUAAAAGCAUUCACUGGAAUGGUAGCUACUAUUAUCGACAAGAAGCUAUGGGUAAGGGAAUUUGAUCAAGAAAACGUGCAUCUCAUAGAAAAACCUUGA
This is a messenger RNA of Lactuca saligna, 1395 nucleotides long. The record is from the annotation of a GenBank genome assembly. NCBI's taxonomy places the organism in Eukaryota, Viridiplantae, Streptophyta, Magnoliopsida, Asterales, Asteraceae.